AUGUCAUCCAUCUCUUUUUCCCUCCAGACACUGACAACCAUACUCUCUCUAUCUACCGUCUCAGCAUUUCCAAAUGUCAAAAGAGCACCGACUCCUCCAUUCAAAGAUGAUUUCUACAGCCUCCCGAAAGGCUACGAGAAGGCACCUCUAGGAGAAUUCCUCCGUCACCGAGAGCCACCAGGACCUCUCGCAGCAUUCGGAAACAUUCCAUUGAAUCUUCACUCCGCGUACCAGAUCUAA
Cadophora gregata is the source of this 240-nucleotide messenger RNA. RefSeq lists its product as uncharacterized. The transcript has a single exon. The coding region runs from base 1 to 240 and encodes 79 amino acids. The record is from RefSeq and is a predicted model, not a curated record. Lineage: Eukaryota; Fungi; Ascomycota; Leotiomycetes; Helotiales; Ploettnerulaceae.